Molecule: messenger RNA, 2431 nt
Organism: Lontra canadensis (Northern American river otter)
Lineage: Eukaryota; Metazoa; Chordata; Mammalia; Carnivora; Mustelidae
Gene: ATG7
Product: autophagy related 7
Exons: 19
Coding region: 72-2183 (703 amino acids)
Biological process (GO): autophagy of mitochondrion; autophagosome assembly; protein modification by small protein conjugation
Cellular component (GO): cytoplasm; phagophore assembly site
Molecular function (GO): Atg12 activating enzyme activity; Atg8 activating enzyme activity
Source: RefSeq, a predicted model, not a curated record
UUGCGUCAUCGGGGCGCGCGCUGCGGACGACGCUGUGGUUGCCGGAAGUUGAGCGGCGUAGGCAGCAAAUAAUGGCAGCAGCUCCGGGGGAUCCUGGGCUGUCCAAAUUGCAGUUCGCCCCCUUUAGCAGUGCCUUGGACGUUGGAUUCUGGCAUGAGUUGACCCAGAGGAAACUGAAUGAGUACCGGCUGGAUGAAGCUCCCAAGGACAUUAAGGGUUAUUACUACAAUGGUGAUUCUGCUGGGCUGCCAGCUCGCUUAACAUUGGAGUUCAGUGCUUUUGACAUGAGUGCUCCCACUCCAGCCCACUGCUGCCCAGCUGUUGGAACGCUCUUUAACACCAACACACUCGAGGCUUUCAAGGCUGCAGAUAAGAAGCUACUUUUGGAGCAAGCAGCAGAUGAGAUAUGGGAAGCUGUAAAAUCAGGUGCUGCUCUCGAAAACCCUGUCCUCCUCAACAAGUUCCUCCUCUUGACCUUUGCAGAUCUAAAGAAGUACCACUUCUACUAUUGGUUUUGCUUCCCUGCUCUCUGCCUUCCAGAGAGUAUACCCCUCAUUCAAGGGCCAGUAGGCUUGGAUCAAAGGUUUUCACCAAAACAGAUUCAAGGCCUUGAGCGUGCAUAUGAUGAUCUUUGUCAAACAGAAGGAGUCCCAGCGCUACCUUACUUCUUAAUCAAGUAUGAUGAGAACAUAGUGCUGGUUUCCCUGCUUAAACACUACAGUGAUUUCUUCCAAGACCAAAGGACAAAGAUAACAAUUGGUGUAUAUGAUCCCUGUAACUUAGCCCAGCAUCCUGGAUGGCCUUUGAGGAAUCUUUUGGUCCUAGCAGCACACCGAUGGAGUAGCAGUUUCCAGUCUGUUGAAGUCCUUUGCUUCCGGGACCGCACCAUGCAGGGGGUGAGAGACAUUGCUCACAGCAUCGUCUUCGAAGUGAAGCUUCCAGAAAUGGCAUUUAGCCCAGAUUGUCCCAAAGCAGUUGGAUGGGAAAAAAACCAGAAAGGCGGCAUGGGACCGAGGAUGGUGAACCUCAGUGAAUGUAUGGACCCCAAAAGGUUAGCUGAGUCAUCAGUGGAUUUAAAUCUCAAAUUGAUGUGUUGGAGAUUGGUCCCUACUUUGGACUUAGACAAGGUUGUGUCUGCCAAGUGUCUGCUGCUUGGAGCUGGCACCUUGGGUUGUAAUGUAGCUAGGACACUGAUGGGUUGGGGCGUCAGACACAUCACAUUUGUGGACAACGCCAAUAUCUCCUACUCCAAUCCUGUGAGGCAGCCUCUCUAUGAAUUUGAAGAUUGCCUAGCAGGCGGUAAGCCCAAGGCCCUGGCUGCAGCAGACCGACUUCAGAAAAUAUUCCCUGGAGUGAAUGCCAGAGGGUUCAACAUGAGCAUCCCGAUGCCUGGACACCCAGUGAACUUUUCCAGCGUCACCCUGGAGCAAGCCCGCAGGGAUGUGGAACAACUGGAGCAGCUCAUUGAAAGCCAUGAUGUCGUUUUCCUGUUGAUGGACACCAGAGAGAGCCGGUGGCUUCCUGCCGUCAUUGCCGCGAGCAAAAGAAAGCUGGUCAUCAAUGCUGCCUUGGGAUUUGACACAUUUGUUGUCAUGAGACAUGGCUUGAAGAAACCUAAGCAGCAGGGAGCUGGGGACUUGUGUUCUGGUCACCUUGUGGCACCUGCUGACCUCCUGGGCUCAUCACUUUUUGCCAACAUUCCUGGCUACAAACUUGGCUGCUAUUUCUGCAAUGAUGUGGUGGCUCCAGGAGAUUCAACCAGAGACCGGACCUUGGACCAGCAGUGCACUGUGAGCCGCCCAGGACUGGCCAUGAUUGCAGGAGCCCUGGCCGUGGAAUUGAUGGUUUCUGUUUUGCAGCAUCCAGAAGGGGGCUACGCCAUUGCCAGCAGCAGUGAUGACCGCAUGAAUGAGCCGCCAACCUCUCUCGGGCUUGUGCCUCACCAGAUCCGGGGAUUUCUGUCACGAUUUGAUAAUGUCCUUCCUGUCAGUCUGGCGUUUGACAAAUGUACAGCUUGUUCUUCCAAAGUUCUUGAUCAAUAUGAACGAGAAGGAUUUAAUUUCCUAGCAAAGGUGUUUAAUUCUUCACAUUCCUUCUUAGAAGACUUGACAGGCCUCACUUUGCUGCACCAAGAGACCCAAGCUGCUGAGAUCUGGGACAUGAGCGACGAUGAGACCGUAUGACGUGGCCCACCCUCGCCGCCUGCUGAGGAACCCUUGGUUACUAGAACGGGACUGCUGCCCCCAGGACUGGUGAUUCUGGGCCCUGCGCCCCCCCAACCUUUGUGGUCUCCUCCUCUGCAUACCUUGAGGACCAGGGCCCCCGCUUCGCUGCCCAGGAGCAUCUGGCGUUCUCCAUUUCUCAUGACUCAUGAUCCUACCAGUCUGAGCUGAAUAAUAACCUUGGCUUUGGCAUUGCCCUUGAUCUGGGA